This is a messenger RNA of Drosophila willistoni, 1632 nucleotides long. RefSeq lists its product as uncharacterized. Gene Ontology annotation, cellular component: extracellular region. Gene Ontology annotation, biological process: innate immune response; regulation of Toll signaling pathway; central nervous system formation. The coding region runs from base 142 to 1446 and encodes 434 amino acids. The transcript is spliced from 4 exons. Lineage: Eukaryota; Metazoa; Arthropoda; Insecta; Diptera; Drosophilidae. The record is from RefSeq and is a predicted model, not a curated record. Gene Ontology annotation, molecular function: Toll binding; growth factor activity.
AGUUUCAGUUCAGUUGUUGCAUUUGACGGAUCGUUUUUGUUGCCACAACAAAAAAAAGAAAAGAAAAAAGGAAAAUAAAAUCCAGUGUUUAUAAUUCACUUGAAAGUGAAGAGGCAAAGGCAACAAGUGUGUUUAGUUAGAAUGGAUUAUCGCCUUUUGUUGAAAAUCAUCAGCUUUCUGUUGUUGUCCCACUUUGGAGUGCAGCAGCAGCAGCAGUCGCCACAGCAAGCGAACCAACAGCAGCAACAACAACAACCAGAUGUUGGCGGCGAGGAGCAACCACCGGAGGGUUAUUAUGCCUUUGUGGAGUCACCAAAUGCUGUGCCACCUCGUGUACGUCCACCGCCAUACACCUUUGUGAAUGUGGACUGCAAGGAUGUGGCUGCUGGCAGAAAAUCCGCAGUGUCUGUGCAUAAUAUUUGCGGCGAUUUGAACAAGGGACAAAUACCCAAAAAUCCUCUGGGUCAAAAUGUCCUGGGUGAACCGUAUCCUUUUGAACUCAUCCGUAAUCAGACAUUGAAAUUCCUGUCCAAAACUUUGCCCGUUUUGAAAGCGGAUGACACUCUGCCCAAGGUCACUCAAAUCAUACGAGAUGAGCCAGUGGAACAAUUGGAUAACAAUAAUAUAGAUCGUCAUUAUCCAACGACUUCUACACGCAUACGACGCAGUGUGCCGGAGAGUGUGGAGAACAAUGAGUAUAGUUACUUUGAUCCUGCCCUAGAUGAGGAGCAGCGCAAUCAUCAGCAGGAGCAGCAACAACGUCGGGCAGCGGAAGAGCGCAAACCACGGAAAUUCUGUGAUGGCGGCGGAGUUUUCUGCACUCUCUAUAGGGCUAUUCAGGGUGACUCUAGUCCUGCUGUCCCAGCUCCCACGGCCGAGCGUCGCGAGGAAGUUGGUCCCAUACGGUAUGAGGGGCCACCGACCCCCUGCCCCGCCAAGGUGGAAUAUGCCACACCAGUUUUUGCCAAGAACUAUCAGGGAGCCUGGCGCUAUGUUGUCCAGAUCCCCUACGAGGGCUACUUCACCCAAACCGUUGAGGUUACCCGCUGCAUUCAGGCUCGUUGUCAUUAUCUCGAUGGCGGCUGUUUGUCCUCUCCACGUUGGGUUAGUCUACUGGUGGCCGAAAUCUUCUAUCCCAAUGCCGAGGACACUGUGCCCAUCAGUUCGACAACACCGCAGACUCCAUCCGUUCAGGAUUUCCAGGCAUAUCAACAGUAUUUGCAGAAACGUGCUGGCGUGGCCACCGCCUCCGAUGGCACUUCAUCUGGCGCUGCUGGCAAUUCCCAAGCCUCGACACCGGAUGCCCAUUGCGAUGGUCAUGAUGAGUUGGGCUGCUUCCAGGUGCGACUCUAUUACGAUUGGUUCUUGAUUCCCGGCUCCUGCAAGUGCUGGCGUCCCGAUUACUUUGCCAAAUAUGUGCGCCGAAAGUCGGUGGCCGAUUUGUGAGGUGGCCAAAAACUAAGUUAAUUUUUAGCUAAUAGUUGAGAAUGAAAAAAACGGAAAUCAUCCAGAUGAAAUGCUCAUUCUAGCAAUCCCUUUAGAUCACAGCAGCCACCUUUAAGCUGGAGAGGAAUGCGCAGAGUUUGCAGUUCAAUUUAAUAUUAUAAUUUAAGGCACUAUAUAUAUCUUUGA